This is a messenger RNA of Trypanosoma brucei brucei TREU927, 2700 nucleotides long. RefSeq names its product CYC2-like cyclin, putative. Lineage: Eukaryota; Euglenozoa; Kinetoplastea; Trypanosomatida; Trypanosomatidae. The record is from RefSeq and is a predicted model, not a curated record. Gene Ontology annotation, biological process: regulation of cyclin-dependent protein serine/threonine kinase activity. Gene Ontology annotation, molecular function: protein kinase binding. The transcript has a single exon. Bases 1 to 2700 code for a protein of 899 amino acids.
AUGACAUUGUCUGUCGACACCGCGAUUGGGGACACCGCCAUAUGCAUGGAGAGGUCAUGUGAUGCUCCUACACCUACUUACGCAGUCAAAACGCGGGCCAUGGUGUUGAGCGGCGGUAGUGGCUGUACGCUCUCCAGGUGUCGUCGACUUGGGCGCUCCGCCCGCCAGAGAUCGCCUUCGAAUAAACGGUUCUCGGGAAGGAUGUCAGCGGCAUCCGUGACGCCCUCAGGGGGCCCAGUUAUGGACAGGAGCGGCACUGGGUAUGUUGAUGUUUGUCGUGGUGGUGAAUGUGCUCCGAUGCUUUGCAGGUCAGGGGGAUGCGAUCACGGUGUUUCCAUUUUUGCGGCGGCCGCGACGCCGGCUGCCGCGGUACCGUUACUCGACGGUACUGUUGCAGCGGAAUGCACGAAUGGUGCCGGUGGGAUGCCAGCUGAUGGUAGUCGUUGUGUGACUCAGUUGUACGACGCGGGCGCAAGCUUGAGGAAUGAAUCUGGUCGACGGUAUCGAAACAACUAUUCUUGCCAUUACAGCAACAGUGGUGGUAGUGGUUAUUGUUGUUGCAGUGCGUCUUAUCGUGGCCAGAAGGGUCACAAGGGCGGUCAAAGCCAGGUGUUUCACAAUUCACCGCUUUUCAUGGGGAACGGUGGCAAUCUGCCUCCCAAUCGUGGUGUAAUUUCGAACUAUCACUAUCACCAUCACCCGCCCUGUGGAGCCUCGCACCAUCACCACCAAAGGUGUGCUGUGCGUUCCCAUCGUCGUCGUGGAUUCGGUGCCGCUGCUGUGGAGGCGAUUCGCAGUAGGUUUCAGGCAGGGGCUACCAUGUCGCAUCACGCACCACCACUUUCCGCUGUGAAAUGCAAUAGACAAACUAAGCAAACUGCUAGUAACGGGGAUCAAGAGCCACGGCAGGCAUUUCAGGUCCCCCUCCCAAGGUCGAAGGCGGCUGCCGGAGUAACCCAACCCUCCGCGACGUCAUGUGAUGCUGGUGUUGUGAGGCCAUCGAAGGGCGAUUUCAGAAUUGAGAUGGAUACUCCUUUUUCAGCCACAGACUCAAUGAAUGACCCUGUAAACGGUUCUUCACGGCUCUCUGGCAUUGCACCACUUUUCGACCUUGCGAUACAGCAGCUCAUCCUUGAGUGCGAUCGACGGGUUGCCAACGCUUCUGGGACGGCGUGCGCCAGUGCGCACAGUCCCUCUAACUCGUGCAAUUCUCAAAAGCAGUCUUCAGCGCAUUUCUCCGUUAACACUCAUUCCUUUGAUAUGCCAACGGCAUCCCACACGAAGACCACCUUCGCGCAAACACCGAAGGAGUCGUCGUUUGCCACGUUUGCCGUUGAGCAGGCACCUCUGGAGGGAGGCCAAUUGGAGUCUCCGCACCGGGAUGCGGAAGCUGAGGUGAUGGCUAGGGACGGUGCAUGCACGACUAAGCUCCACCGUGUUGAGCCACGGUUGGAGGAGCGGGUGACCGCCCGUCGGGAAAACCACGUGGGUAACGUUGUUGGUAGGCUGUUUAGGGAUCAAUCGGAGGAUGCCGUGGACCUCGGGAGCGACUGUUCCAAGUUGCAGUUGCUCAUCGUGUCAGUUGGGCUGACUGUGUCAUUUGGAGAGUCGGCUCCGUUGGUAUUAAUCGGCACGCUCAUCUAUUUGUUCCGUAUUGUCAAGCGGUGUGAUUCUGAGUAUUCGAGCGUAACCGCAGCGAAUUGGUACCGACUCACAGCUGUCGCCCUGCUGGUUGCUACAAAAAUGUACGUUGAUGGUUCAGGUAGCUGGAAUGAGUGUUUUUCGAAUGCCACUGAUAUACCUUUAAAAGAAUUGAACAAGCUGGAGAUCGACUUCCUUUUCUUGCUUGACUUUGACGCGCUGAUCACGGAGGAAGAGGUCGAAGCUCGUGCUGAUUGGAUGGACUCUGUUGCCAGCCGACACGAUAUGAUGACACCCCUGCGGACAUUUGUAUUGGGGAGCAGCUGUGCCCCUUCAUGCGUGGCGACUCCCUUGUCUCCUGCUGCUGACGAGGCGUUUCGGUCGGUUCCACUUGGUUCUUCCAGCAACAUGCCGUCAACCCCAUUGUCCCUUACACCAUCCAAUAUGACACCGGUGAAUUGUUUCUCAACUCCAUUUACCCAGUCAAGACCAAUCCGCAACCAGUGUGUCGGUUCUUUGGUUUCUGGUGUUGAUGCGAGUGACAAGCAGCAGCAGCAAACGCGGCCUUCAAGCAUGCGUCGUUUGUCCUCAUCACUGUGCCCCUGCGAUCGCAUGAGCCCCUUGCCACUGUCUGUGUCGAGUCUGUCUCUAACGGAGAGACUCUUUUCGGUUGUUCAUGCACCUGCCGAACCAGAAACACCCCCAAGUCUCCGUCGUUUUGCUCGCCAAGAUGAUGAACCUGUAUCUCCGUUGACACCACCCGACCAGGAGAGGAUGUCCCCAGUAUUUUUCUUCUGUAACGCGACUCGGGGGAGACGUUGUAAUGCGAUGACGGCAGUUGGGGAGAAAACAAAUAAGACAUCGCCGGCAGGCAGUGCAGUGCAGUACCGCGUCUCUGCAGGUGUUGCCGGUGACGCCUGGAACGGUGAUGAAAUGGAUGAGGAGGGGGGAACGCCUCCGCACCCGCGGCGUUGUAUUCUCUCACCACCCACACAGGAAGCAGCGCCACUGCCUCCGCUGGGUAUGACAGACUUCCACCACCGUCUUCCCAGGAAAUAA